GCCCCAGCCCCGGCCCCAGCCCCAGCCCCAGCCCCGGCGGCAGUUCCUCCAGGCACGAACCCUGCGCCGACGCCCUGGAGGUGGGGAUGCUCUUGUCCAAAAUCAACUCGCUUGCCCACCUGCGCGCCGCGCCCUGCAACGACCUGCACGCCACCAAACUGGCGCCCGGCAAGGAGAAGGAGCCUCUGGAGUCGCAGUAUCAGGUGGGCCCGCUGUUGGGCAGCGGCGGCUUCGGCUCAGUCUACUCAGGCAUCCGUGUCGCCGACAACUUGCCGGUGGCCAUCAAGCACGUGGAGAAGGACCGGAUUUCCGACUGGGGAGAGCUGCCCAAUGGCACCCGAGUGCCCAUGGAAGUGGUCCUGCUGAAGAAGGUGAGCUCGGGCUUCUCCGGCGUCAUUAGACUCCUGGACUGGUUCGAGAGGCCGGACAGUUUCGUCCUGAUCCUGGAGAGGCCCGAGCCGGUGCAAGACCUCUUCGACUUUAUCACGGAGAGGGGGGCCCUGCAGGAAGAGCUGGCCCGCAGCUUCUUCUGGCAGGUGCUGGAGGCCGUGCAGCACUGCCACAACUGCGGGGUGCUCCACCGCGACAUCAAGGACGAGAACAUCCUCAUCGACCUCAAUCGCGGCGAGCUCAAGCUCAUCGACUUCGGGUCGGGGGCGCUGCUCAAGGACACUGUCUACACGGACUUCGAUGGGACUCGAGUGUAUAGUCCUCCAGAGUGGAUCCGCUACCAUCGCUACCACGGCAGGUCGGCGGCUGUCUGGUCCCUGGGGAUCCUGCUGUAUGAUAUGGUCUGUGGAGACAUUCCCUUUGAGCACGAUGAGGAGAUCAUCAGGGGCCAAGUUUUCUUCAGGCAGAGGGUCUCUUCAGAGUGUCAGCAUCUCAUUAAAUGGUGCUUGGCCCUGAGACCAUCAGAUCGGCCAUCCUUCGAAGAAAUCCAGAACCACCCGUGGAUGCAAGAUGUCCUCCUGCCCCAGGAAACUGCUGAGAUCCAUCUCCACAGCCUGUCACCAGAGCCCAACAAAUAGCAGCUUUUCUGGCAGGUCAUCCCCUCCCUGUCAAAUGCCCAAGGGAGGGGAAGCUUCCAUCUCCAGCAUCCUAAGUACCAGUGACACUUCUCACCAAGCAGGACAGUGCUUGAUACAGGAACAACAUUUACAACUCAUUCCAGACCCCAGGCCCCUGGAGGCUGCCUCCCAAAGGGUGGGAGGGUGAGGGAGGGAGAGACUCCACUCCAGGCGUCCUAGGCCUCAACUCCCAUAGCCGCUCUUCUCAUAGGUGUCCAGCAUGGCUGGGCUUCUGCAAGAUCCCUGGGGGUGGGGGGUGGGGGGUGGGUGAGGACCCUGCCAUGGAACUGUUCCCUUCAUCACGAGUUCUGCUGAAUGCCGCGACGGGUCGGGUAGGGGGGAAACAGGUUGGGAUGGGAUAUAGGACUAGCACCAUUUUAAGUCCCUGUCACCUCUUCCGACUCUUCUGAGUGCCUUCUGUGGGGACUCCGGCUGUGCUGGGAGAAAUACUUGAACUUGCCUCUUUUACCUGCUGCUUCUCCAAAAAUCUGCCUGGGUUUGGUUCCCUAUUUUUCUUUCCCCCCACCCACCCCCCUUCAUAUGAAAGGUGCCAUGGAAGAGGCUACAGGGCCAAAAUGCUGAGCCACCUGCCCUUUUUUCUGCCUCCUUUAGUAAAAUUCCGAGUAAACUGGUCUUCCUUUUUUGGUUUUUUACUUAACUAUUUCAAAGCCAAGACCUCACACAUACACACACAAAAUGCACAAACAAUGCAAAUCAACAGAAAACCUGUAAAUGUGUGUACAGUUGGCAUGGUAGUGUACAAAGGAUUGUAGUUGAUCUUUUUUUUUUUUUCUUUCCCUUAAAUUUUGCCUUUAAGUUAUUGCCUGUUUUUUUUCUCCACCCCCCCCCUUUUUGGAAAGAUGUGCAUUCUAACCUGGAGGUCAACGUUAUGUAUUUAUUUAUUUAUUUAUUUGGUUCCCUUCCCCCUGCUCUGAGCUUCCAAGGUUGCUGCCCUAGUUUUCUUUCCUCUUUUCCUGUUCUGACUUGGGGACCUUUUGGGGAGGGCUGCGACGCUUGCCUCUGUUCGUGGGGUGACGGGACUCAGGCAGGACAGCUGCUGCAGCUCCCUGACCGCCAUGGGGCCCCCUCACCCACUUACCCAAGUGGGUCUGGGUUCUGUGGGUGAUGGGGAGGGGGCGUUGCUGACUUGUGUAUAUAGCAUAGAUAUAUGUAAAGCAGUUCUGGAUGGUGUGCCUUCCGGAUCCUCUCUGGGGCUGUGUUUUGAGCAGCAUGUAGCCUGCUGGUUUUAUCUGAGUGAAAUACUGUACAGGGGAAUAAAAGAGAUCUUAUUAUUUUUUUUUUUUUAUACUUGGCGUUUUUUGAAUAAAAAUCUUUUGUCUUAA
Loxodonta africana (African savanna elephant) is the source of this 2410-nucleotide messenger RNA. RefSeq names its product Pim-1 proto-oncogene, serine/threonine kinase (gene PIM1). The record is from RefSeq and is a predicted model, not a curated record. The coding region runs from base 87 to 1028 and encodes 313 amino acids. Gene Ontology annotation, cellular component: cytoplasm. The transcript is spliced from 6 exons. Gene Ontology annotation, biological process: protein autophosphorylation; negative regulation of apoptotic process. Lineage: Eukaryota; Metazoa; Chordata; Mammalia; Proboscidea; Elephantidae. Gene Ontology annotation, molecular function: ATP binding; protein serine/threonine kinase activity.